Funneliformis geosporum is the source of this 154-nucleotide messenger RNA. The record is from the annotation of a GenBank genome assembly. Lineage: Eukaryota; Fungi; Glomeromycota; Glomeromycetes; Glomerales; Glomeraceae.
AACCUGUAAUAUUUCUAAAGAAUUUCUUACAGAUGAUACUCAAAAUAUACCAAAAAUAUCAAGAUAUCAUCAUAUUACUGAUAAGCAAUAUAAUGAGAUAUUAAAUAAAAAUAAUGCAUUAGCGAAAAAAAACUUAGCACGAAAUAUGGUUUAA